This is a messenger RNA of Patella vulgata (common limpet), 3652 nucleotides long. RefSeq lists its product as uncharacterized. The record is from RefSeq and is a predicted model, not a curated record. Gene Ontology annotation, biological process: proteolysis. Gene Ontology annotation, molecular function: metalloendopeptidase activity. The coding region runs from base 31 to 2856 and encodes 941 amino acids. The transcript is spliced from 14 exons. NCBI's taxonomy places the organism in Eukaryota, Metazoa, Mollusca, Gastropoda, Patellidae.
AUUAUACCAUAGAAGGUGGCAUAGCACACUAUGGCGGACCAUUUUGUUGGUAUUCUUCUGGUUGUCUCACUUUAUGUAAGCGCUGGUGGACUUGCUAUGUCCACUCACAGAUUUUUUGAUGGUGUAAAGAUACCAGCAAUAAAUGGUGAGCUACAAGCCCGACUACUAAAUACACAAUCUAGUACCGGGAGAAACAUAGUCGCUGGGGAUGGAACUACCUUCCAUGUAUCGCCCAAUCAAGUCAUAGCAGAUUUCACUGAAGAUUAUGUUUUACUGAAAGGUAACCAGAUAGGACAUAAACGUGAGAAAAGACAAGCAACCACACCGGCUGACCAUGUUAUUGAAAUUCUAUUUGUUGUUGAUAGCGAGGCUUACAGGAAAUGGCUUAAUUUAUAUAAUGGGAAUGAAACUAAAACUGAAGAACAUAUGAAGAUAUUUUAUCAUUGGAUUAUCCGAUCUCUGAAUCAGCGGUAUAGCCAUGUCGCCAAGGAAAGCAAAGUCAUCAAAAGUCUUAAAUUCAAGUUGACAGGUCUUAUUAUUUUAAAGAGAAGUAGUGAUUCGGCAUGGACAGAAUCAAGCAAGUUUCCAACUGGUUUUGUGAAUAUAACAGAGGCACUGGAGAAACUUACAAUAUGGGUGAAUCAAAGAACGGAUCUUCCUUCUAGAGAUCAUGUCAUGGCUUUCUCUGGGUAUAAUUUACAGAAAGGUACAAAUGUAGAAGCUAAAGGACUGGCUGCAUUGGGAGGAAUGUGUACGGAGGAUUCCUUCUCCAUUAUUGAAGAUGACAUGACGUCAACAGUGGCUUCAGUAGCUGCCCAUGAGAUUGGACAUAGUAUUGGAGCAACUCAUGAUAGAGAAGCCGCAGGAUGUUCAGAUGAUGAUAAUUAUAUUAUGACGACCAAGCUACGAUAUCCUACAUCUAAUACUCAAGCUCCAAGACUCUGGCAAUUCUCGUCUUGUUCAAUAAGAAAGUUUGAGGAAACUUUGAGCAGCGUAACCUGCACGUCAGAAAACCCUUUUACACCAGAUACAGUAGAGCCGGGUAGUGUAGAAGAUGUUGGACAAUUCUUUACAGCAGACCAACAAUGUAAGAUGGGGGUUGGUCUAGAAUCAGACUUUGGACGGUCAAUACAUGCAUUAGAAGGCCAUGGUGAUAUGUGUAGAGGAAUGUACUGUGAGGCUAGUAAGGGACCGAAGAGGACUACAUUUACAGUCAGGAUACCAUUAGAUGGUACGUCAUGUGGAUUUCAAAAGUGGUGUGAGCAGGGUCAGUGUGUUUCUAAUGCUGAAGCUCCAAGUAGACCAGAUAAUUGUCCGCAAGGAAAUCUUCCAUUAUUCAACUGCGUCCAAUCCGAAUGCAUCAACUAUUCUGCGAGGAUUCGGACUGCUGCUUGUUGUGAAACCUGUCCAGAUUCCCAGGUGUCUGUAAAUACACCAAUUGGCUCAACCACUACAACCUAUCCAGGGGUCAGGCCAGAUGAGAUAGUCACCACUAAUGUGAUUGGUGGUAGCAUACUAGUCGAGGAUGGCCCUUUACCUCGGUCCACAAUCACUGGAACCUAUCCAGGGGUCAGGCCAGAUGAGAUAGUCACCACUAAUGUGAUUGGUGGUAGCAUACAAGUCGAGGAUGGUCAUAUACCUCCGUCCACAAUCAGGACAGCCGGUGGUAAUGUGUUUUUAAUGGGUGGCCAGCCCAAAACUGUACCGGAAGCCCAAGGAUCCGGCACAAGCAUCAAUUUGAAAUCAACUAUCAACUUUCAAAACCCAGGUCCUAGUCCGCCCCAGACUAAUGGACAAGCUACGGACAACUCUAAAGACAUUAACAUUACUACACCUGAACACAGCAUUCCAGUUAACGUCCAGACUACCACCACCACUCCUGAAAGCCAAAUCCCAAAAAUAAGCAAGAAAACGGAACCUAGCAAUACAACUAUGACUGUGAAAUCGUCGAUGAAAGUGAAGGGACUUGAUCCGAAUAGUAAACAAAAUAUCGACCACGGCCAGCAAUCUGUACCGGAUCCCAAAGCAUCAUUAACGAGGGGUCCUAUGACUGAUACUGUGCAAGGUCCAACAACUAAUAGCAGAGGUCCGAUACCACAUCUUGACAGAAGAUAUUAUCCGAUGUCGAAUAUGAAUAUGAACGGCCAGAUGCCGCUACCAGGACUAGGCAUUUUUGGUCAUGGAUCAAGCAUUCACAUAGGACACGAUGGUUCCAUCAGGAUGCAAUCACGAGUUCCCAGUACGGCAAUUGUCCAUAAUAUUGGUAAUGGCAUACGUCUGAGUGGAUUCUUCGGUAAUCCAGGUGCCUCCGUUGGUUUUAUUGGUUUUAGACCGAGAAACAGAUUCCACAAUAAGCCACGCAACACGUCAAGGGUGACUGGGAUGAUCGGAGCCCUCCGACCCGUCCCUAAACCUACUUCUGUUAAUAAUCGACAAUAUGCUCCCAGGCCGAGGCUUGCUACAAGAGUUGCUCCCAGGCCCAGUGUUGGUACGGGAGUUGCUCCCAGGCCCAGUGUUGCUACGAGAGUUGCUCCCAAGCCCAGCGUUGCUAUGAUAGAUGCUUCCAAGCCCAGUUUUGUUACGAGAGUUGCUCCCAGGCCCAGCGUUGCUGCGAAAGUUGCUCCCAGGCCCCUUGUUGCUAAGCGAAUCAAUCCCAACCCGCCUAUUGCUAAUGACUGGUUGUCGCAGAUGACCCGUGGGUUUAAUAACUACAUAAAUGGAAUGGCCAGGUAUAUGAAUAAUGCCGGGUCACAUUUCAACAGACAAAUGAAUGCAGCGGCCAGGAGUAUUAACUCUAGUAUACGAUCGGCGUUGAACGGACUCGGUGGUACACUGGGUAUGUGGCAUUUAGGUUAAAAUUCGUUUAGGUUACAGGGGGCUGUUUCACGAAAUUAUAACUAAAAUAAAAUCCAAAUUUUAGUAAUUUGAUUGGAUAAUAUUAGAUUGAUUUUAGUGCUUAGCCAAUCAAAAUUGAAGUAUCUACUACAAUUUGGCUUUUAUCUUUAGUUAAGAUUCGAGAAACCGGGCCCAGCUCGCUAAAGCUCAGCUCACAGCCCGCCGUACGUGUUUUGACACGCACGCAUGGGUCGUAAGAUUUGGUAGCUCACAGACUAGCCGCAAGAAAUCAGGUAGAAAUUUUGUAUAUGCAAGACCGACAGUCUCCGCGGCCAGUCUGCUAUAUUCUACGGUGCCGAUCACGGGCAAGUGACGCGUAAGACUCACGUACCUGUUUACUAAAAUUUCCGCCGUAGACUGCCGGUAGUACCCGUAUGGCCUGUUGUGUGCUAGGCUUUAGAUAAACGUCCGGGCAUUUGUUUACCUCUUCUCAGUUUCUUAAUGUACAAUAAAUAAAAGACUGUUCUGCCAGCAAAUGAAUGAAAUUUGGUUUCAAUCGAAUGUCGCGUGACCGAUAACUUAUGUUAUGAUCCGAAUCGAUCACCACAAAUCUCCAUUCCACAAACCUAGGGAAACUUGUAAUCCAUCUUUAGCGGAUUCACGCUGGUCUUCCAUAGGAACCAGCCUUUACAUUUUUUGUUGCCGUUUUAAAAUCAACCAUUGUUUGAGCUGAUUGGUUUGUGGAUUAAAAGCAUCGUCCGGAUAGUUUUUAAUUUAGUAUAUUGUCGAGCAUUUAUUUGUAUAGUAUAAAUAUUGA